GUUCGUGGCUUCAAAUCGAUCAUACCCACAUCUUGUGUGGUGAUACGUUCAGGGCGUCGGCAACGCGUCAACGCCACUGGUAUUGUAGUGGGUGAUGUAGUCUGUAUAAGCUCCGGCGCCCGAGUCCCAGCGGAUCUUCGCCUGAUCUAUACGAACUCUUUGUAUUUGGAGACGUCCUGGAUCAGCGGUUUAGCUGAUCCGUUGGAAUUUUCACAUCAUUGUGUGCCGAAAAACGUGAGCCCACUAUCGGCGCAGAAUAUCGCCUUCAAUGGNUUCGCGUUAGAUGAAUCGCGUAAAGUGAAUUCAGUUAUCGGUAAACUGAUGGAAAUCACCACCCAGGAGCAGGUGAAAAAGACCCGACUGGAGUUGGAGCACAAGCGUUUUGUGACGUUUAUAAUUGUGUUGGCGUUCGUGUUGGCCACGGUGACCUUCCUGCUUGGCUUCAUUAUGAAUCACUUCCAGCAUUUUUUGACGAUUUUUAUCAACGGGUUUCUGGUGAUCUGCGUAGCGAAUGUACCACAAGGUCUACCGAUCACGUUGGGUGCAGCGCUGAUCAUUGUUUCGAGACGUUUAGCUAAAAAAGGUCUUUACAUGAAGCGGCUGGACGUGGUGGAGACGCUGGGCACGGCCACGGUGUUGAUGACCGAUAAACGUGGUGUGUUGACGUCGAAUGAUAUCACGGUGACGGAUGUG
This is a messenger RNA of Anisakis simplex (herring worm), 693 nucleotides long. The record is from the annotation of a GenBank genome assembly. NCBI's taxonomy places the organism in Eukaryota, Metazoa, Nematoda, Chromadorea, Rhabditida, Anisakidae.